Molecule: messenger RNA, 967 nt
Organism: Pseudomyrmex gracilis
Lineage: Eukaryota; Metazoa; Arthropoda; Insecta; Hymenoptera; Formicidae
Gene: Atg5
Product: autophagy protein 5
Exons: 4
Coding region: 93-890 (265 amino acids)
Biological process (GO): autophagy of mitochondrion; C-terminal protein lipidation; autophagosome assembly
Cellular component (GO): phagophore assembly site membrane; Atg12-Atg5-Atg16 complex; cytoplasm
Source: RefSeq, a predicted model, not a curated record
CUAACCUACUAUAAUAUAUUGCGGACUAUUAUUGAGCUGGAUUUUAAGUAACAAAUGAUUUAGAGCGAAGACCUUGAUAAUUUUCAAACGCAAUGGCAAGUGAUCGGGAAGUGCUUCGGGAAAUUUGGGAUGGCAAAGUUCCAGUUUGUUUUACCCUUAAUUCCGAGGAAAUUUGUGAUUUACAAGGGCCAGAUCCGUUUUAUUUAAUGGUACCUAGGUUAAGUUAUUUUCCAUUGUGUACAGAAAAGGUACGGAAACACUUCAUACGCCAUAUACAAAGUGACACUAAACAAGAGCAUGAAAUGUGGCUGGAAUUCAAUGGAAUUCCUCUUAAAUGGCAUUAUCCAAUUGGUGUCUUAUUGGACAUUUAUUUCAAUGACAUUCAAUUACCCUGGAAUAUUGUUGUUCACUUUGAUAAAUUUCCAGAGAAUGUUCUAAUGCACUGUCAGAACAAAGAAGUUGUCGAAGCAUAUUUCCUCUCUUGUAUAAAAGAAGCUGACGUUUUAAAGCACAGAGGUCAAAUUGUCUCCAGUAUGCAGAAGAAAGAUCAUACACAGUUGUGGAAUGGCAUUAUGAAUGAUAAAUUCGAUCAAUUCUGGUCAGUGAAUGGUAGACUUAUGGAGGCUAGCAGCGAAGAGGGAUUUAAAUAUAUACCUUUUCGAUGUUAUACAAGUGAAGAUAAAUAUAUACAAAAACUUGUGAAGCCGAUGAACGAAGAGGGUCAAAGAAAAACAUUAAAACAUUUGUUAAAUGAAGUGUUUCCUGAUCAAGAAAAUGUUACAGUGCGUACUCAUGGAAUUAUACCACCGUUAGAAACUCCGCUUCAGUGGAUGUCGGAGCACUUAAGUUAUCCAGAUAACUUUCUACAUUUAAUUGUAGUUACAUCGUAACAUCUAUCAAAAAAAGUGAUAACUUUGUUAAGUAAAAAAAUAUAAUUUUCUGUAAUUAUUGCAGAAUAUUAUGUACA